UGACGUGGCAGGAUACCACGUGACCCCGGAAGUACCUCUCCUUCUCGCUCCAGCCUCGGAGCUCCUCUGUUUUGGCAUGUUUGUUCUGUUUGCCACGGCGGGUGUUUUUCCUUUCCCGCACUUUGGCGGAUACGUGCACUGAGGCAAUGAAGCGCGGCGUCGGCUGCUUGGACAGGAGCGUCGACGCCUUUUGUCUUUCUUGUGUAACGCCGCCGACCAGACAAUAAAUAGCACGGCCGACGCUAGUUAGCUUAGCUUGUUUUAAGCUAGCGAGGCCACGACGCUUCAACUAAGGAAAUUACAGACUGUCGACUUGACAAACAACAACAACACAAACAUCUAAUUUGCUUUUAACACAAACAGAAGUGCAGUCAUGGAGGACUUCAGCUCCAUCAGCCUGCUGUCCCUUGCCAUGCUGGUGGGCUGCUACGUAGCUGGAACCAUUCCUUUAGCAGUCAACUUCUCAGAGGAGAAGCUGAAGCUGGUCACGGUGUUGGGAGCAGGACUUCUGUGCGGUACUGCCCUCGCCGUCAUCAUCCCUGAAGGGGUUCACGUUCUGUAUGAGGAGAUCCUGCAAGACGGGCACCACAGUCCCAGCCAGGAGGGGGUGCUGGAGGUGUCCGAGCCAAAGGCCAAGGUGGAGGCGGUGCUGACCGUGGACGGCCACCACCACGAGCACGGUCACGGUCAUGAGCAGCUGCACGCCUGCAUCGGCGUCUCUCUGGUGCUGGGCUUUGUCUUCAUGCUGCUAGUGGACCAAAUAGGCUCCUCCCACAUGCACAGCGCUGAAGCAGAUCCUGAGGCAGCAAGAGCCGCCUCCUCCAAGAUUACAACAACUUUGGGUCUUGUUGUGCACGCUGCAGCUGACGGUGUGGCGCUCGGAGCCGCCGCCUCCACCUCCCAAACGAGCGUCCAGCUCAUCGUCUUUGUUGCCAUCAUGCUACACAAGGCACCCGCUGCCUUUGGCUUAGUGUCCUUCCUGAUGCACGCUGGGCUGGAGAGGAACCGCAUUCGCAAGCACCUGCUGGUGUUUGCCCUAGCCGCGCCCGUCCUGGCGAUGCUCACGUUUGUCGGCCUCAGUCAGAGCAGCAAAGAAGCGCUGUCCGACAUCAACGCCACGGGUGUGGCCAUGCUUUUCUCGGCCGGCACCUUCCUGUACGUGGCCACCGUCCACGUCCUCCCUGAGGUAGGCGGUGGGGGUCACAGCCACGCGGCGGCGGGAGGGAAUGGAGGCAAAGGACUGAGUAAGGUGGAAGUGGGCGCUCUGGUGCUGGGCUGCCUCAUCCCGCUGCUGCUAUCAGUGGGUCACCAUCAUUAGACCUAGACAGGAAGUGCCAGCAAAGACUGGAAAAGGAUGUUUAUGGACAGUACUCAUGUCUUUUUUUAAAGUAAUGUACAGUUAGCAACAUGUCAAGUGACUUGAAGUGCCAUAUUGGAUAGUUGACAGUCACUCCUAGUGGGACGUCGUCAUUGGUCGAAAUCGCUUCGACGCGAUAGAUCCACUUCCUGUUUCUCUUUGGAAGUUUGCACAGACUCGAGAUUUUUUUUUUUUUUUUUUUAAAGGUUAUUGUUGAAACUCGCAAAGUUUUGGGACCACCAGCUGACCACAUAGUGAUCAGGAGGAGGGGCUAGUCAUGUGACAUCACCUCCUGGACAUAUGUCUAUUUUAGUUGAUUUGUUCAAAUGUUUUAAUACUCGAUUUAGUUUCAUUUCAUUUUUUUUUUAACCCCCCCAAAAAGGGAACUUUGUCAUAUUUAAGUAGGACAGGGACAACCGCCGGUGACAUCAAAUUGAUUAUGACUUUAUCUGAUAUCUGCUGUUCCACUCUGAUUGGCUAAACUCUGUAUCUGUAAAAAAAACAAAACUUCUCUC
This is a messenger RNA of Entelurus aequoreus (snake pipefish), 1872 nucleotides long. RefSeq names its product solute carrier family 39 member 9 (gene slc39a9). Gene Ontology annotation, molecular function: metal ion transmembrane transporter activity. Gene Ontology annotation, biological process: transmembrane transport; zinc ion transport. The transcript is spliced from 7 exons. The coding region runs from base 374 to 1318 and encodes 314 amino acids. The record is from RefSeq and is a predicted model, not a curated record. Gene Ontology annotation, cellular component: membrane. Lineage: Eukaryota; Metazoa; Chordata; Actinopteri; Syngnathiformes; Syngnathidae.